UGUUUCAAUAUGGAAACCGUCUUGAGUCGCAAAACAGUGUUGGCCAUCAUGCUCUCCAUUCUCAUCUUUCUAUUCUCUUCCCCCAUUGGGGUGCUCUCCCAGCGAUAUUCAACCUUUAGCUCUAUCCCGUUGCCACCGCGAGCUUCAGCUCCUGUGACCCUCGCAUUCGAUGUACCACUGGUCGGCGGGGCACUUUACGUCGGGGUCGGCGAUGGUAGAAUUCUCAAGAAGCCGGCGGGUCCAACGGCUCAGUUCUCCGUUUUUGCCACUACUUCGCCGAGAAGGAGUAAUGGGCUGUGUGAUGGUACAACUGAUCCGAAUUUGGGGCCGAUAUGCGGGAAGCCCUUCGGCCUUAGGUUCAACUAUUUAACCCGCCAACUCUACAUUGCAGAUGCUUAUUUGGGGCUCAGUGUAGUAGGGCAGGGCGGCGGCCUUGCCACCAGCCUUGCUACCGGUGCAGAUGGCGUGCCUUUCCGCUUCCUUACUAGCAUUGAUGUUAGUCAGAUUUCUGGAAUGGUUUACUUAACAGAUGCUAGUCUAACCUUCGAUCUAAGAAACAUCACAGAUCCAAAUUUUGAGAGAGACUCAACGGGUAGGCUAAUAAGCUAUAACCCAAGGACCAGAGAGUCGAAGGUGCUACUAACAGGGCUGGGCCGGCCGACCGGCGUAGCGGUCAGCCUGGACGGCUCCUUUCUACUGAUUGCAGAGUACAACAAUCGGAGAAUUCAGAGGUUCUGGCUGACGGGUCUGAGAGCCAACACGGUGGAGACCUUCCUGAACCUGCCCGGAAACCCUGUGAAUAUCAGGAUGGCGGGGUUGACUGACUUUUGGGUGGCGAUGAGGCUGACCAACCAACAGCCGCCGCUGGUAACACCUCUAGCACAAAGGAUCAACAUCUUUGGCAUGGUUUUGGCGCAAGUGAAUUUCAGUGCGCAGUAUCAGAACAUGACCGUGAGCGUUGUUAUUCAGCAAAAUGGGGCGUUAUACACCGGCUCUCGACGUGACGCAGUUAACUUCGUCGGUGUUUACAGGUGAAGGCACUGGGAAUCGCCAUUUAAAGCCCGGAGCAAGUUCCGGUAACUAAAUAUAUGGAAGUAUUUUUACGCUCUUUGUAUCAGCCAGCUCAGCUUGAGUGGUUGGCGAUCCAAUAAGACAUGCCUUGUGGCAUGCAUUUAAGAAAUAAAACUUCCCUUAAUUACAA
Diospyros lotus (date-plum) is the source of this 1201-nucleotide messenger RNA. RefSeq names its product protein STRICTOSIDINE SYNTHASE-LIKE 11-like. The record is from RefSeq and is a predicted model, not a curated record. Gene Ontology annotation, molecular function: strictosidine synthase activity. The coding region runs from base 10 to 1035 and encodes 341 amino acids. The transcript has 3 exons. Gene Ontology annotation, biological process: biosynthetic process. NCBI's taxonomy places the organism in Eukaryota, Viridiplantae, Streptophyta, Magnoliopsida, Ericales, Ebenaceae.